ACUAGAGGGUCUCCGUCUCAAUUGACUCCAGUUUUCUUCGGUCUCCUUCCUCUCUCCCCAUUUUCCACAAUACUUGCAAAAAAUCUCGACUCCCAAAAUCACGUCAACAUGUUUUUUCUCCACUCUGUAAAUCGAUCUUGCGCUAUGUGACAAAAAUGGGAGCUGAAAGUGUCACCUAAUCCACUACCCACUUUCCCAAAUCCCCCAUACUUAAUCCCCACUUCCCUCAAAAGCACAGAAAUUUCACUCUUGAUUUCCUUCAAAAGCUUCAACCUUUGAAGCCUUUCAGUGCCUUCAUCUGCACCAUUUUUGACCUGGGUUGGUGAAAUGCCGACGGUAGACACGUCCCACAUCGACUUGGAACGCGGCGGCGGCGGCGGCCACCGGCGCUCCUCCUCUGCCGCCAGCGACACCAUCUCCGACGUGGGUUCUUGCUACUCGCGGUUCUACGACGAGCACAGCUUCGAUUGUGGGUCGGAUCUCGAAAACGGCGGCGUCUCGGAUUGCUCGGAAGAUGAGACCAAGGUGCAUUUGGAGAAGGUGGAGAGGGACUGCCGGAUUUGUCACCUGAAUUUGGAGAGCAGUAAUUCUGAGACCGGGGUCGCCAUCGAGUUGGGGUGUUCUUGUAAGGAUGAUUUGGCUGCUGCACAUAAGAAUUGCGCUGAGGCUUGGUUCAAAAUCAAGGGAAACAAGACCUGCGAAAUUUGUAAUUCAGUCGCGCGCAACGUACUUAAUGCGAGUGAGAUUGAGUUAAUACAACAGACGAAUGAGGCCAAUGUCACGUCAACAAAUGCUGUAUCAGCGCCGAACCCUCCCACUGCAGAGACCCGGAGAUGCUUGAAUGGUCACCGUCUUGUGAAUCUACUUCUUGCUUGCAUGGUUUGUGCAUUUGUCAUAUCGUGGCUCUUCCACUUCAACAUUCCAUCAUGAAUUCCCGGAUGCGAGCUUGUCUCUGAAGAUGGUGGAAAACGUUAGAUAAACUGACAAGUCACGAGAUAUUUCAAGCCUGCAGCGUUCAUACGUAUAGGUCCAUAUUAUGCGAUAUUGUUGCUCCAUACUUGUGUAGAGUUAGUUGGAUCCAUAUUUUCAUGUGUUUGUAAUCACAAAACUUAGUCCAGGCUUUCUAAAUCUAUUUUAUGAGUAUCUCUUGUUGGUUUUCC
Messenger RNA from Rhododendron vialii, 1160 nucleotides. RefSeq lists its product as uncharacterized. Lineage: Eukaryota; Viridiplantae; Streptophyta; Magnoliopsida; Ericales; Ericaceae. The record is from RefSeq and is a predicted model, not a curated record. Gene Ontology annotation, molecular function: zinc ion binding. The coding region runs from base 328 to 930 and encodes 200 amino acids. The transcript has 2 exons.